UCGAUUUUGUGCAACUGUGACGGAGCAAGUAACGUAGUGUUUCGCGUGGCAUUUACAACGUGGAAUGAAUUAGUAUUUACAAUAAUGUCUAACGUACUAAUAGGCGGCAUUGAGGGGGGUGCUACCCAUUCCCACGCUGUCAUAAUGAAUUCGGCUGGGAGUAUAAUGGCAAGUGCUUCAGGACUGGCAACAAAUCAUCAUUUAGUGGGUAUGAAGGAAUGUCAAAAAAGAAUAGCGGAAUUAAUAGAACGGACAAAAGUUGCAGCUGAAAUACCAAUAAAUACACCACUACAUGGCCUGGGUUUAAGUUUAAGUGGUUGUGAACAAGAAGAAACCAAUCAGGAACUGGCCUUGGGUUUAAAAGAGAGAUACCCCAAUUUAUCUCAGAAAUAUGUCGUAAGCAGUGAUACAGAAGGAUCUAUUGCAGCCACUUCUAACAACGGUGGGAUCACAUGUAUAGCUGGAACUGGUUCCAACACCCUUCUCAUCAAUCCAGAUCGAAGUAAAGUACAGUGUGGGGGAUGGGGAUAUUUAUUAGCAGACGAAGGAAGUGCUUUCAAGAUUUCCCAUCGGGCCGUAAAAUACUGUUUCGACGACUUGGACAACUUUGAAAAGGCUCCAUUUCCAAUAGACAGGGUUUGGCAAUUAGUGAAAGAACAUUUCAAGAUAAAAACCCAGGCGGACAUCCUCGACUCUUUCUAUAAGAACUUCGACAAAGCUCAUAUCGCGUCCGUCUGCAAGAAACUCGCUGAACUGGCGAGAGGCGGCGACGAACUAGCACUCUGUAUCUUUUCAGAAGCCGGUACAUUCCUGGCCAGGAACAUAAACGCGGUUAUACCCAAAGCCGCCCCAGAACUGAUGAACAAGGAAGGGGGAAUCCAUGUACUCUGUGUGGGUUCGGUGUGGUUAAGUUGGGAUUUACUUAGGUCUGGUUUUGUGAGUUGGAUAGAAAGUAAUACUAAAAUCGAAGAAAUGUCGCUCAUGCGACUGAAAACGGAAAUGGGUGUAGGAGCUGCUCUCCUGGCAUCUGAUAGGUUGAAUUUACCUCUAGAUCGGGACUAUUCUAAGAACUACACUAUUUUCUAUCCCUACAAAAGGGGUGUUUCUACCGUCAACAAUGGAUCCGCAUAAAUAAGUUCCCAGUGAUGGAUGUCAAUAAUAAAACAAAGGAUAAUUGCCAGUGAUAGAUUGUGAAUAUUAUUCAAACACCUUUGCAGUGAUGGGUUGUCUUUUCUAAAUUAUCUGAAACUAAAUUAAAUUUUAACAUUGUGUCAUAUUACAAUCAUUUAUUUUGUUAAUCAUCAAAAUUAGAUUACAGAAAAUAUCAAAAAUGGAAAAAUGUAUCAGCUUUGAAUUUUGUAGUUCAUGCAAUUUGGUUAACCUUUAUUAUAAUUAUUAUUCAUUGUUAGAUAUAUCAUUUUACAUUAAGACAUAAUUUAGUUCAGAAAAUUUUCAUCAAAUCAUACCUCUGUCUAUCUCAGUUAUAGACUUAUAUAACUUAUAUAUCGAAUUAUAUUUUGUUCUAUCAAUUAUGGUUAUAAAUAUUUUUGAUAAAAUUGCAUUAUAAUCUAGACUUUAUAUAAAAGAUUCCUAUUCAUCCAACAGUUUAAAGUGCCCUCAAAUUUUAUUUCAUUUGACCUCGUUCUGUUUUUUUUUUAAUAAAUAAUGUUAUUUU
Molecule: messenger RNA, 1675 nt
Organism: Anoplophora glabripennis (Asian longhorned beetle)
Lineage: Eukaryota; Metazoa; Arthropoda; Insecta; Coleoptera; Cerambycidae
Product: N-acetyl-D-glucosamine kinase
Exons: 4
Coding region: 85-1131 (348 amino acids)
Molecular function (GO): N-acetylglucosamine kinase activity
Source: RefSeq, a predicted model, not a curated record